Molecule: messenger RNA, 357 nt
Organism: Soboliphyme baturini
Lineage: Eukaryota; Metazoa; Nematoda; Enoplea; Dioctophymatida; Soboliphymatidae
Source: the annotation of a GenBank genome assembly
UGGAAUCGUUUUCCGAAGGAACUUUGGCCAAAAAACAUACUUGCGACCGCAUCGGAACCACCGCCUACAAAGAAACGCAAAAUUAAAGAAGAAGAACUAGAAGAAAAGGUCCUCAUCAAAUUUGAGAAACUGGAAAAAUCAGAAGCAGAGUCUCAGUUCCAAAAAGAGUUACAACCCACUGAAGAAAUUAAGGUAAAGAAGGAAGAAGAUGAUGAAGAACCGGAUGAAGAUGAAUUAAGACAGUCUGAAGAUGAAGAGGUGGAAGAGGAAAACGAUUAUGUCGAAUCGUAUUUCGAUAACGGUGAAGCUUACCUUGACGAAUCAGAGGAAAGUGCGGAUGACGAGGCCGUGUUCUGA